AGGAGAUGUCUGGGCCCACCGGUGCGGCCAUGGGAUCCCGACCGGGAACCUCGCGGAGUCAUUUGAUGAAUAAGUCCAUUCCAGGGUCCUUGACAGGAACAACCGACGGCUUGCGACCGGGAACAACCCCGGCAGGAAGGCCACUCACGUGCGACGCAAAGGCCGGGUCGCUGGAAAAGGUAUGCCAUAUUGCUUGUACGUGCUUCGCGUUUUAUUUUAGUUUGUCAAGAAACAGAAUCGCAUUGGAUGGAGGUAAGGUACCUUACUUUUGUGAUCACUUUUGUACUUCGUGUCUUUGCAUAUGCAUUUACUUUUGUACAACUUGAGUGCUGUGCACCGAACAGCACACGUUGCCUCAUUGCCACGCCUAUCUCCAUCAUCCUGUCAAUGCACACAACAGCUCGAGGGCGCGGACUUUCCGUUGUCGAGACCUAGCACGGCUGUGAUCGGGACGACGAAGAAGGUGGCUACGAAGGCAGUAACGGAAGACUUCAAGGAGACCUCGCACGGCAAGAACAAGCCGUGCGACUGGUUCGUGGUGGACACGCUGUUCAAGUUCAUCAUCCGCCGAGCCUGCCACGGGAGUCGCCACUUCCAGAAGGUGUGGGGCGAGUUUUUCGUGGAGGGGAACUGCCGCGACGCGGAGCUUGACGCCGAGGGGUAUGUGGAUCCGCGGAUGAAGUCAGCGUUCGACUGCAUGAAGAACCCCAUCCCGCGGGAGGUCGUGAAGCAGCACCUGCCGGGGUGCGAGUUCGGCAUGAAGUGCAACUGUCCCAACUACCUCAUUCCCGAGGGCCCCACCUCCUACGAACGCGCCGAGGGGUCCUUCGACCUGCGGCUCGCGGUCGCCAUGGUCGCGGGCGUAACGGGCAACUACGAAAUCUACUCUCUGGUCGACCCCGCGGAGUACGUGAAGCGCGACGCCUUAUUCGGUCGCGAGAUGUCCACCGAAGAGCGCGGCUUGCUCGCCUGCGCCGCAGCGCUAGGCGGGAACGCGAAACUGUUCAAACUAGCCAAGCCAGUCUUCCUGCAAUAUCACGGUAAAAUUCUUCAUCUUUUUUGUUGCAAGUGUCUGUCGUUAAUAUCAUUUUCAGUCUCGUGGCUACUGUUGUGCGGAAUUGGGAUUUUCACUUUGCCGCUUUCCUUGAAGACUGGGAAUUAGAUGAUAUUUCCAUUCGUGUCCGUGUCGGGUUUGUCCUUGUUUGCGCAUCAAUCACAAUUUCGGAGCUCCAAAUACACAACAGACAAAGUGAAGCUUUCGAUAUGCGCGGCGCUGGGACAGGCAUACGAGAUUUGGGAAAUGCUUGACGCCCCGAUGAUGAUUGACUACAUCGAUCAAGUAAAAGUGGUUACGGCGGCGAAAAUUGGAGGCCACAUGGAUUUGUACAGGAGUGCCUUGAGUCAGUGCUUCCUGACGGAAAACGAUGCCAAAAUGCUCGGCGAAAUCGAGUACGGAGCGGGUAGUUGGUUGAUGAACGUAAGAAAUCCACCAAGACCUGGCAUCCUUCUUGGGAAAAAAUAAUGAAAGUUGCAGUUUUAUCUGAAAUUAAUCCUGUAGUCCUUUGGUUUUUUUUUCUCCUCCAUGAGUCUGUGAGUUUUGUUUCGUACUAUCUUGUUAAGUGAGUCGCGUCCUACUUUUUGACGAACUUACAGUAUGUAACCGCAAUCGUACAGUAUCAUUUAAGUGUCAACAUGUUCUAGUACUAGUUUCUUUCUCUAGGGAUUUUCUGUAGAAUUCAACCUAAGGAUACAGAACAUACAGUAAAGAGGACAUGGGAUUCUUUGUCACACUUAAGUACUUCUUCUUCAAAAUUUUCAUUUUCUUACGUAUCAAUCUAAACAGGGUAAUAGGUACUACCCGGUAUUAAUCUCUGCUCGUCCCAGGAUUCUAUUCCAACACGACAAAGUAUGACCCAGCAUCCAUGAGCGCUCCUAGCGAGUGCUGCAAAGCAGUACGACGACGAGGCGGGUCACCCAUCGUUCCAUGAUAACAUCACGCCUACUGCCCCCCCUUGAGUUGCAACUAUCAUGCUCGUAGCCACCACCUCGAAUUUUGCAGUGCCAUCCCCGGCACUCCAUGAACAUCAACUCUCCUGACUACUACUUACAUUAGCAUUUUUGGUACGCAGUAAUCUUGUCUGCAUUCUGGACCUGCAAUUCUUCUGUCUGGAACUUGAAAU
This is a messenger RNA of Amoebophrya sp. A120, 2180 nucleotides long. NCBI's taxonomy places the organism in Eukaryota, Dinophyceae, Syndiniales, Amoebophryaceae. The record is from the annotation of a GenBank genome assembly.